Messenger RNA from Hyla sarda, 4280 nucleotides. Its product is annotated as proton-coupled zinc antiporter SLC30A2-like. The record is from RefSeq and is a predicted model, not a curated record. Bases 685 to 1866 code for a protein of 393 amino acids. Lineage: Eukaryota; Metazoa; Chordata; Amphibia; Anura; Hylidae. Gene Ontology annotation, biological process: response to zinc ion; zinc ion transmembrane transport. The transcript has 8 exons. Gene Ontology annotation, molecular function: zinc ion transmembrane transporter activity. Gene Ontology annotation, cellular component: plasma membrane.
GGGGAGGCGCUUCUUUCACAGAUGUUAGUCAGGGGGGUUGUGAUUACGUUUUCAUGUCUUUUUGCCACAAAAAAUCUAAUUCAAAAGCAACGUCACCUUCUGCGACCAACAGAAAACCCACCAUGCAGUGAGACGAGGCAGAUGCAGGAUUCACAGCGGAGGGUCUGUGACAGUGUUUGGUGACAGUUCACACGUAGAGCUAUUCCUGGCAGCGGUCAGUAGAGGGAGCUCCUCCUCUGUCCUGACUGGCAGCGGCUCCGAUCUCUGGUCUGAUCGCUCACACAUCGCACUUCAUACUCUGCGGCAGACAGUGCUGGAGCCCACUCUGCAGAGCAUCACUUCAGGACUUUACAUCCCACCUGGCACUGCACCCCAGACUCCACUUUACCGAUUAUUGCCCCAAACCUGUUCUGCAGAUUAUUCUUCCAAACCCUGUAUCCCACCUAACACUGUACAGAGCGCACUCUGCAGAUUAUUACAGCAGACUGUAUCCCAUACGACGCUGCAGAUUAUCUCACCAGACUUUUUAUUACACACUGGAUCACAUCUGCCCGGACCCUGUCUGCAGAUCAUCUCUCCCGACACUCCAUCUGGUCCUGGAUUUUCCCCAUAUUCACACAGAUCUGGGCUGCACACACAGAGACAUGGGAGUGUGACCCUAAACCGGAGGCGACAAUACACAGAAUGGAGCCCGGCGGAGACUCAGAGACCAGAAGACUGGUGGAGCCCAACAAGGGAGGGGGCGGCCUGAAGAUCAAGAGUCUUUUUACAGGCACCAAGGAACUCUUUCCAGGAUUUCCUUUCCAGAAUGGGGGUUCCUCAGUGUCCAUUGAGCUGGAGAGGCCGGUCUCCCAGCACUGCCAUGGUUCCUGCUCAUUCUCCGACAAUCAACAGAAGCUGACGGCGCGGAAGAAGCUGUACUUUGCCUGUGUGGUGUGCUUUCUCUUCAUGAUCGGAGAGGUCGUAGGAGGGUAUAUUGCGCAUAGUCUGGCCAUCAUGACGGAUGCCGCCCAUCUCCUGACUGACCUGGGAAGUAUGUGCGUCAGCCUCUUCUCCCUGUGGAUAUCUACCCGACAACCAACAAAGGACAUGACAUUCGGCUGGCACCGCUCAGAAAUCCUGGGAGGAUUGGCCUCUGUCCUCUCCAUCUGGAUUGUCACUGGGAUUCUGCUGUACCUGGCCACCGCUCGGAUCAUCAAUAAUGACUAUGACAUUGAUGGACAUGUCAUGCUCAUCACCUCCGGCUGCGCCUUCAUCGUCAACAUCAUUAUGGCCUACAUCCUCCACCAGUCCACAACCUUCCAUGGGCACAGUCACGGCUCAGGCUACGAGAAGAUCGGCGACAGUCAAAGCAGCGGGCUGUCUCUACACCUGGGUCACCACGGAAACACGAGCGUCCGAGCAGCAUUCAUUCACGUGAUCGGUGACCUUCUACAAAGUAUUGGAGUCAUGGUUGCUGCCAUUAUUAUUUACUUCAAACCUCAGUAUAAGAUCGCUGAUCCCGUCUGCACCUUCCUCUUCUCCGUCUUUGUCCUGGCGACAACAAUCACCAUUUUACGUGAUGUGUUUUGGGUUCUAAUGGAAGGCAGACCCCGCAGUAUCGCACAUGCCGCAGUGAAGGAAGUUCUUAUGUCUGUUCAGGGGGUCCAGUCUGUACAUUGCCUACGGCUUUGGGCUCUCACCCUCAGUCAGAACAUAGUGUCCGUGCAUUUGGCCAUCGAUGAGUCUCGAGAGGCCGACGUUGUUCUCCGAGAGGCCACAGAACUCCUUCAGAGCAAAUUCGAGUUCUUUAUUUGCACAAUCCAAGUGGAAAGAUACGUGGAAGACAUGGCAGUGUGCCCACAGUGCCAAGACCCAACCGGAUGACCAAAAUGCCUUCUCUAAACGCCCCCCUCCAUCAGUAAGAGUGGAACCAGAUGCUGGAACAUGCUGGGUGUUGGGCACAGUCAUAUGGGCUCCAUCUAUUCAUGCUUGCCAUGCUCUCUCCAAAAACCUCAGAAUAGACGUCCGACCUGAUAACAUGAUAAUGGAAGGAACAGCCCGAAUAGACUAAGAGAGAACUAGAAACUAGGCCAGUGUUUCCCAAAUGCGGAUUUGCUUCGUCUUUCACAGGUGAUAUAACUGUGGUGAUGCCUGAUUCACUGACCAUAAUUACAUCACCUGUGAAAGACUAAGGAAAUCCAGAAAACAUGACCUGUUGGGGGUGCUUGAGGACCGCAUAUGGGAAACACUGAACUAGGCAAACGAGCCUGAAAAUAUCACCAUGAGGAGAAAUGAGAUAGGCAAUGUACAUAUCCACAAUAUUGUCCACCAUAAUAUAGAAGUUACCAAUGAAGGAAGCUUCUGGAUACGGGGGACCAUAAACAUGACCACAAUAUGCUGAGGUGUUUAAAACAGCGCCACUUUCAUCCAUGGCUGUGUCUAGUAUUACAGCUCUGCAGCAUCCAAGUGAAUAUCAGAAACAUGAACAAGAACGAUGUGAAUUCUGAUAAGAGCAAAAUUGUAGAUUAUAAGAGAGAACUGGUAUCAGUGAGAAAUUAUUUGCCGACGAAUAGUUUAUAAGGUAAAAAAAAACAACAACAAAAAAACGACAUGAGCUCAUUGAAUUUUACCUAAACCCCAACUGUGUUGAGCCAGAGGAUAGAAAACCCUCUAUGAGGCUGAUGCCAAUUGCCCCAUGACAGGGGAAGAAUUCCUUCCCGACCCCAAGAUGAGAAUUUACAUUAUCCCUCCCCUGUUAUCUGACAUUGGAUUCUCCUGUGUAAAUACAGUAGAGAAGGCAUUUAGUAGAUUGGCCUUUUCCUCAUCCUCCACCAGUACACCCAGAUUAUUUCUUAGGGGGCCAACAUUUUCAUUUUUAGUUUCUUUUUAUGUAGGUAAAGAAUAUUUUUGGGUUCUUUUUACUUUCUAUGGCAAUCGUUCUCAAGUUGCAAUUUUUUCUAGUUUCUAGUUUUAUUUCAUUUUUUUGCAGACCUUAUAUUUUUUUAACGUUUUCCCACUACCUUCUUGUUUAAAUAGUCCGAACACUUUCCUAUUAUCAUUUAUCGCAUCUCUUACUACUCUGGUAGCCAAAUUGGUUUCCUCCUAUUUCUAGCCUCUUUAUUCCCGUAGGGUAUAUGCCGUUCACAAAAUCUAUUCAGGACACUUAGUCCCAUUUGGCUUGUGCACUUUUAUUACUGAGGGCACGGUCCCAAUGUAUGUCACCGGGGGCGCGGUCCCAAUCUAUGUCACUGGGGGGGCGCGGUCCCAAUCUAUGUCCUGAGGGCGCGGUCCCAAUCUGUCACCAGGGACACAGUGACAAUUGAUCUUCCUGAAGUUUAAUGUUUUUGUAGCCCCACUACUAGAUCUCUUGUUAUAGGAUAAAUGAAAACGUAUCUCGUCACCAUUUCCAAGAUGUCCCCCAACCUCUACUUCACCAGGUUCUAUGUCAUCCACUCCACCUCAUGAAGACCAGAGUGGUCCAGGGCUGAUUCACUGGGACCUGUAGACGUCACGAGGAGUAACUAAGAUGGUGUUGAUCAAUCCUGCAGCUGCAUAUAGACCCUGAAGGCGUCACUCACCGUAGUCCAUCCCUAUAGUGUUACAUUUCUUAGAAGAUAUUUUGUAGGUUUCUAGAGGUUGGGAAAUAACCAGAAACGUCUGAGGAAUCACAAACUCCAUACAGACAUUUCUCUGAAUUUUUUGGCUUGGUGACGAGUCAUUUACAAACUUUACUCUGAUUACGAUUGGUGCCACCAAGAACAUGGAACCCCCCAGUAUGACCCUGUUAGGAGGCAAUCGAGAUCCCAGCAUUUCCAUCCUGGCUUCCUGAUCUGCACAGAUGCCAUUCCACAUCAGAAUACACACUGUCGUCACCUGGAUGGGAUGACUCCAUUUCCCGCCAUCAUCAUGUGACUGUGACCCAAGACCAGCCGUCUGCCUCUGGUUCCACUUCACCUAUGCAGCGUUCUGCCGACAUUCCAAAGUGAAGCGUGAUGCCCCAUCACCGCUGUGACGCCAUAUAAUGUGAGCUCUCACCUUGGUCAGAUAUCGUGCAAUCUAUUGUGUCAUGUGACGUGAGAGCUUUAAUGUCAUGUGUGCUGUACAUAUGUGCGUGGGCAAGAAUGCCAGCUGGGACAUGACCUCUACGGGCCAAGUGUCUCCUGGAAAUAUCUAAAAUAUAGGAUCCAGAAAAAUUGAUGGUAGACGUGGAAAUGUUGGGUAUAAAAGGUAGGCCAAAGCUUAGUAGAGCCCAAGACGGGGGCCAAACUGCCAAUUCAUCCCACCUAUUAAAGGGGUAC